AUGGCCAAGCAAACAUUGCACGUCACCUCCCCAGAUAACUUCCACGCCACCGUCGCUCAGGCUUUGGCCACCAACGACCCGGUGUUUGUCACCUUCAUCUCCAACGUCGGAGCUGACGGACAACUCUGGUGCCCAGACUGCAGAACCUCUGAGCCAAUCUUUGCUAAAGUGUUCGACAGCUUGCCAAACUACUGUUUGGUUCAGUGCUCUAUCCCAAGAGACGGAUACAAGGGUAACCCAGACCACCCAUACCGUCUUGACAAGCAGAUUCUGCUCAAGUCUAUCCCAUCUUUGGUCGCUUGGAAGAAUGACUCCCAGGUGAUGCUCCGUCCAGAGGAUGACUGCACUGUUUUGGAGAAGGUUUCUGCCUUUGUCAAUGCCAACCUUUAA
This is a messenger RNA of Acytostelium subglobosum LB1, 390 nucleotides long. RefSeq lists its product as hypothetical. Gene Ontology annotation, cellular component: cytosol. Bases 1 to 390 code for a protein of 129 amino acids. Lineage: Eukaryota; Evosea; Eumycetozoa; Acytosteliales; Acytosteliaceae. The record is from RefSeq and is a predicted model, not a curated record. Gene Ontology annotation, molecular function: protein-disulfide reductase [NAD(P)H] activity. The transcript is spliced from 4 exons.